UGUGUGAAAACAUGGCGAAGAGAGCGGUACAUGUAGCGGUGAUAUUCAUUUCUUCAACACAUUCUUUCACCGCAAUAUGUUUGUCUGUUUUGGUGGCUUUUGCAGCAUUUGAAACAGUACAUUGUGACAGUGUUUUCAGUGCAGGACACACGGCUACAGGACCGAUCGGUGCCGCAAAGGAUCUACGGUACCUGUUGUAUGAUGUGAACCCUCCAGAGGGUUUUAAUCUCAGGAGAGAUGUCUACAUCCGCAUGGCCUCCCUGGUGAAAACUCUGAGGAAGGAGGGUGAUGACUGGGUCCUGGUGCUCCCUCCGUGGGGUCGCCUUUACCACUGGCAGAGCCCUAACCUCCACCAGAUCCACAUCCCUUGGGGAGAGUUCUUUAGCCUCACUAGUUUGCAGGCCAACGUCCCUGUCAUUGAAUAUGAGGAAUUUAUAGCUGAGAAUGGUGGCCCAUUCAUUGACCAAGUCUUGAUUCUCCAAAAUUAUGCUGAGGGGUGGACAGAUGGAAAAUGGGAGGAAAAAGUUGAUGAGCGGCCGUGCAUUGAGAAACUGAUGUACAACAAAGAUAAACAGGGCUAUUACAGAGGCUGGUUUUGGGGCUAUGAGGAGACAAGAGCUCGGAAUGUAAAAUGUCUAUCAGCUCAAGGUCACGCUUCUAUUAUGGCCCCGGUUCUUCAGAAAAACAUUACAGUGACAUCAGUUAUGCUUGACCGAGCAGAGACACUCCUCCAUGAUCAUUAUGCUGGGAAGGACUACUGGGAUACCCGCCGCAGUAUGGUGUUUGCCAAACACCUGCGCCUCAUAGGAGACGACUUCAGACAAAAGUACCUGAACUCCACAGAUGAAAAAGACCAUACCAUAUACAGCGAGGACUGGACCCGCAUGAAAGCUAAACUGGGCUCGGCUAAAGGUGGGCCAUAUCUGGGGGUUCACCUGCGCAGGAAAGACUUUAUCUGGGGUCACAGAGAGGACGUCCCCAGCCUUAAGGGCGCAGUCAAAAAAAUCCGCAGUUUGAUGAAGAAGCACAAACUUGAUAAAGUGUUUCUUGCAACAGAUGCAGAUGAAGAAGAACUACGGGAGCUUAAAACGUUGUUGCCAGACAUGGUGCGGUUUGAAGCAUCUGCAGAGGACCUGGAGCUGUUUAAAGAUGGUGGAGUAGCCAUUAUUGACCAGUGGAUCUGUGCCCAUGCAAGAUUCUUCAUAGGAACAUCUGUGUCCACUUUUUCUUUCCGAAUUCACGAGGAGAGGGAGAUCCUUGGUUUUGACCCUAAAACUACCUACAAUCGCUUCUGCGGAGACUCGGAGAAAGAAUGCGAACAGCCCACACACUGGAAAAUUGUUUAUUGAUGUGACUUUUGACUCUGAAAAACACACACAAGUGCCAAAACAGUGUUAAGAGUGACAUUUAUCAGUAUGGAAUCUUCAAGUUAUUAAGAGUCUUAUGGUGUAUUUUUUACUUUGAGUUGAAAGAGUUGUGCAAUCAGGUCUUUACUGACCACUGUGACUGAACCUUAGGGUCAAAAAGCCAAGGCUGAGCUGCCAAACACAUAUUACUGUAUUAAAUAUGUUCCAAACAUGCAAACAUUCAGUACGAACAAACACCUGUGUUUUCUAGUACAGGAUUGCUUGUAUGCUGAAUAUGAUAUUUCUUUAUUUGUUCAUUUUUCUAAUGAUUAUUUACCACUGAAAGUAUUUUAAGGUUGCAACAUAUAGUGUUGUUUUAUCCAUUUAACACUAAAUUUAAAUGAUUAUAUUUAGUGUUGUUCCAAGAUGUUGAGCAUCUAAAAUGCCUUUUUUAAAAACAAAAAUAGAAGAAAAGAUGUCUGUGAAUUUGAAGUGGGGUUUUUUUCACUGUUAUUUUGUAGAGAGUGCAGCCUGUGCCAACAUUUUAAGUCAUAUUUUUCAUAUUUUAUCUUAAUUAAAUGAAUUAAGUGAAUCCUCAAAAGCAAAUACUUCUGUGAACAGCAAUGCACCACAGAUUUUUUUACAUUCACGCCUGAUGGAUUGUUAUGAAAAGCAGUCUUUCCUUCAGUAUUGUCUUGUCAAAGCACAGGUUACAGAUGUGUAACAGUCAAGCACAACAGUCACUCCUCUUACUGUAUAAAUGGUUGGUCAAGUCACGAAAGUCAUUACGAAAGCAUACCUCAGAUGGUUUCCAUGAAUGGGAAUGUCAGACAAGUAUGUAUGGUCACUUUACGUAAUACAAGUACAGUAUGGAAACUUUAAAUGAUGCAGUUCAGGCCACAAGAACGCAUGAAUGUAGUGACAGUAACACCAGGAUGUCAUAAUGUCAGUGUAUUCCAUUUACUGUACCAGAGGUUUGUAAUAUUCACCAUGUGAACAGCCAAUUUUGACCCAAAACAGCAGGAAAAAAAUGUGUGUGAAAGAAACAGUUAACUACAAUAAAGAAAGCAGUUGAGUUUCUUAAAAAAAGAGCAUGUCUAUAGGGGGCACUAUUUACAAAACAGCGAACUAAUUCACAAUUGGAGAAAAAAAAAAACACUGGUUUUUGUAUGUGAAUAAACACAUGAUGAACAAAUUGUAACUUGAUUUUUGUUUGAUAAAACGUAAAAAAAAAAAAAAAAAUCUUCACCGUCUGAACAGCCAAUUUUGACCUGAAACAGUAUGAAAAAAAGUAUGUGAAAGAAACUUUUAACGACAAUAAAGCAAGUAGUUGUGUUUCUUAAAAAAAAACAAAAAAACAUGUCUAUAGGGGGCACUAUUUCCUCAACAUAACUAAUUCACUAAUGGAGAAAAAAACACUCCAUUGGUUUCUGUAUAUGAAUAAACACAUGAUGAACAAAUUCCAAAUUGAGUUUAUGCUAUUGGCUUUGGCCAAAAAAGACUCCAGGCCCUAAUAUGACAUAUGACAGAUUUUUAUGUGAUAAAAUGUAAAAAACAAAAAAAACAAAAAACAAAACCUUCACCAUCUGAACAGCCAGUUUUGACCUGAAACAGAUGAAAAAAAGUAUGUGAAAGACACAUUUAACUACAAUAAAGAAAGCAGUUGAGUUUCUUAAAAAAAAACAAAAACAUGUCUAUAGGGGGCACUAUUUCCUAAACAUAACUAAUUCACUAAUGGAGAAAAAAAAACUCCAUUGGUUUCUGUAUACGAAUAAACACAUGAUGAACAAAUUCCAAAUUGAGUUUAUGUUAUUGGGUUUGGCCAAAAAAGACUCCAGGCCCUAAUAUGACAUAUGACAGAUUUUUGUGUGAUAAAAUGUAAAAAAAAAAAAUCUUCACCAUCUGAACAGCCAAUUUUGACCCAAAACAGUAGAAAAAAAGUAUGUGAAAGAAACAUUUAACUACAAUAAAGAAAGCAGUUGAGUUUCUUAAAAAAAAACACA
Messenger RNA from Sphaeramia orbicularis (orbiculate cardinalfish), 3349 nucleotides. It is a transcript of the gene pofut2, whose product is annotated as protein O-fucosyltransferase 2. The record is from RefSeq and is a predicted model, not a curated record. Gene Ontology annotation, biological process: protein O-linked glycosylation via fucose. Bases 12 to 1349 code for a protein of 445 amino acids. The transcript is spliced from 9 exons. Gene Ontology annotation, molecular function: peptide-O-fucosyltransferase activity. Lineage: Eukaryota; Metazoa; Chordata; Actinopteri; Kurtiformes; Apogonidae.